Molecule: messenger RNA, 5379 nt
Organism: Kwoniella botswanensis
Lineage: Eukaryota; Fungi; Basidiomycota; Tremellomycetes; Tremellales; Cryptococcaceae
Exons: 7
Coding region: 1-5379 (1792 amino acids)
Biological process (GO): transmembrane transport
Cellular component (GO): membrane
Molecular function (GO): ATP hydrolysis activity; ABC-type oligopeptide transporter activity; ATP binding
Source: RefSeq, a predicted model, not a curated record
AUGUCAUCUCCAUCUCAUACUCCUCCUUCUAAACGUUCAUUACGUUCCCCUCCUUCUUCGUCUCGAGUAAACCCACCCAGCCCUGCAUUCUCACGUCCACCAUCGACAACGAAUUUUACGAACUCACGAUACCCACCUGUCUGCUCCACAUCCUCUGGGACUGGAACAGUACGAAAUCUAACGACACCCUGUCCACCAAGGUAUAUACCUUCUACACCACCUCAGCAGACUCGAACACAGCUCACAUCACCUGCAUCCACUUUGACUCGAGCUGUCGAUACUGCCUUACCACUCUCACCCUCUAGCACAGUAUAUUACUCAUCACCUCCAUCAGCAUUUCCCAAUCAUUUCGAACUGCCUGACCGGGACCACACUCACGAUCUAGAUUACGAACUUACACUUAUCACUCCCAGAAGGGUCCCACCUAGUGUUACCGAAAGAGAAUCACCUUUUCACGAUAGACAUUCGAUCCAACAGUAUACCCACAAUCACGGUAGUAAAGCACCGGAUAUGGAUAUAGAUAAUGAAGAUAAUGAGGAGGAGAACAGUGACGAUGGAUAUGACCGAUUUGGAUAUUCCGAAGUCAGAGUAUCAGGUGGUAAACAACGUACCAUGCCAGGAUAUCAAUUCGCAUCAUUAUCGCCUAGAGGCCUGAACGACAAAGGGGAAAAAUUAAGUUUUGGUCCAAUGUUAGAUGAUCUAAAGGAGAAAGAUAGACCAAUAUCCGAAUAUAGAAGAUCUCUCUACCCCUCUGCUACACCCAUACCUCCUUCGACAUAUGAAAAUCAUCCUGAUCUUUUACCAUUCAAUUCACAGGAAGAUUCGGGACCAACGGAUAAAUCACUGUUCUCACCUACUUCUUCAACUUCUUCAAAAUUACCAGAAACUCCCAUCGAUCCUGUCCGACCGACAUUCCGAGGCCUAUUCGCCCUAUCCACACCAAGGGAAUAUCUACUGUUUUUGAUACCAGCGAUCAUAUUUUCUAUACUCUCAGCAUUAAUCGCACCAUACAUGUCUUUAGUAAUAGGCGACGCGUUCGCCAUCUUCGCUGCAUAUCCGUCCUUCACGGAACUUGCUACGGACACCGAUAAGAGUAUUUUGAAAGAUGGUGUAAGAGAUACGUCCCUGAAGUUGACCAUAGCCGGUAUACUAGGUGUGAUAUUCAAUUAUUUCAAAGGGACGUUUUGGGUCUGGUAUGGUGAAUCCGUUGCUGCCAAGUUGAGGGAAUUGGUGUAUGAGGGUGUACAGAAUAAAAGUAUGGAAUGGUUCGAUUUGGGAAUGGGGAUGAGGGAUCAGGAUCAUACUAACGGUGGAGAGAUGGGCAACGGGGAGGAAAAGAAAGAGGCCGUUGGUGUAGGAGGACUGAUGUCGAAAUUUACCAGAGAGACAGAUGAUGUCCGACUAGCCACAGCCAUGUCAUCCGGUGCAGUCGUGAUGAACCUCGCGACAUUCGCUCUGUGUUUUAUCCUAGCGAUGAUCAAAGCUCCCAUCCUCGCACUUGUCACACUUUCUACCAUCCCAAUCGUGGUCCUCACUCAAAUCAUCACCCAGGUGUUCGCUGCGCCACUACACGCUUCCGAACGAAGGGCAUUCGCAGAAGCCUCUACCAAUGUCGAGCGAGUCACAUCGGCCAUCUCCACCGUCAAAGUACACAACGCCCAACAAGCCGAGGGAGAUCGAUUCUUGAAUCUGAUCGGUAAAGGUAAAACAUCAUUGAUCAAACAAGGUCUGGUAUGGGGUAUAUCAAGUGGAAUGACGGAUUUUCUAUUACUUGGAACGUUUGUUCUAGGUUUCUGGUACGGAGCAAAAAUUGUCCGAGAUGGUAAAGCGUCAAGUGGAGAUGUCAUGACUUGCUUUUGGGCUUGUCUGUUUUCCGCUACAUACCUUCAACAGGUCGUUCCUCAUUUGACGGGGAUAACCAAAGGUAAAAAUUCAAUGGCAUCUUUAUUGACGGUUAUCCGAAAUGAUCCAACGAGAGAAUCGAUCGUUGCUGUUGGCGAGAAUCCUUUCAAUUCACCUACUUCACCUUCAUUCCCUCCUCCAUCGCCCACCACAAAGACCACAAGAAAUGGUAUAUUCGGGAAGAAACACACAAGAAGCUCAAAACGAAUCAGUACACUACGAGGUAUAACACCUAUACGUUGUCAUGGUGAAUUCAACUUCAGCAAUAUAUCAUUCUGUUAUCCCUCCCGACCUGAGAAUCUCGUUUUAAGAGACAUAUAUUUAUUUAUACCACCGGGAGAAACGACAUUUAUAGUAGGUGGAAGUGGAUCUGGGAAAUCGACUAUCGCUCAGAUUUUACUAAGAUUACACAAACCCCUAACGGGCGAAAUCAUAAUGGAUAAUCAAAAUUUCAGUUAUAUCGAUAUGGGAUUUACACGAACGCAUAUAGCAGCUGUUCAACAAGGCUGUAUAUUGUUUGAUAUGUCGAUACACGAUAAUGUCGCUUUGGGUCUGGCUGGUUCAGGAGGUGAUAAAAAACCUAAGGAUGUGAAGAGAGAGGAGGUCGUGGAAGCUUGUAAAAUGGCUAUGAUACAUGAUUUCAUCGAGUCACUGCCUGAAGGGUACGAGACGAAGAUUGGUUCAGGUGGGAAUAGUUUGAGUGGUGGUCAGAGACAGAGAUUGGCCAUCGCCAGAGCUAGGAUAAGGGACCCUACGGUUUUGAUACUAGACGAAGCGACCUCAGCCCUCGAUCCCACGUCUCGUAUUCAAGUAUUCCAAAACCUCAAAAAAUGGAGACAUAACAGAACUACCAUCGUCAUCACUCACGACUUAUCUCAAAUCAUGUCAGAUGACUUUGUCUACGUCAUGUCCCACGGGGUCAUCACCGAACAAGGUUUCAGAAUGGAUCUGAUGAAGAAGUCCAAUGGGGUGUUUGCUGGAAUGGCUGCCGAACAAGCCAUCACACCUUUCCCUACCAAGCGGAUUUCGGACGAAACGAACUGGCAGCAAGGAUUAGAGGACAUAUUGGGUAUGGAAGACGAGUUUGAUAUUGAAGAAUUGAUCGAUGAGAGGAGACAGUCGUUUAGAGCUAGUACACCCAACUUCGCCAGGAUAAGCGCUAUAGGUGGCAGCGGAAGACCUGAUAGUACCUACAGGGACAUACUGGAUGAUUACUCACAUACAAGAUCGAAUAACCAUAAAAUUAUCCAAACUCCUGGAUCAAGUAAGAGGUUGAGUAGAGCUCAGAAGAGUUUGACUUGGACACCCGAUGACCUCGCUGGAUCAAGAGCACCGAGUAGAUACAGUGUUAGUAGACCUGAAAGUAAGAUGUCAAGGAGAUCUUCGUCAUUCGGUAUCGAUCAAUCACCUCAUCCGACUAUACGAUCAAGUUUCGAAGGUAACAGAGUGAGACCCAGCAUCGAAUCCUCUAGAUUACCCAACGCACAAGCUCAGAUCGCCGUUACUCCGCCUCAGACUCUAGAUAAGGGGUUGCUCCACCCAGGAUGGAUAGAGAAAGAUAGUCCCGCAUCACGUACAUCCGUCUCAAUCCGACAAAGACAACAGCGCACACUGAGUGAAAAUCUCGAAGACGAUCUCAAAGCUUCUUCUUCCGACGCUAACAAUGCAGCCAUCACUACAUCAUCAUCGACCGUACCAGUUCCAACUCCAAUACCAAGCAUCACGUCCCUGAUCAAACUUCAUUUCCCUACCAUGCCCAACAAAUACCUUCUUCUUUUAGGUUGUCUAGGCUCGGUAGGACACGGAAUAACCACACCCGUAUGGUCCUUCUUCCUCGCCAAACUGAUGCAAAUCGUCGGUUCAGGAGGAGUAGAUACCCACUCUCUGACGAAAUUCGGAAUGAUCGUACUUGCCCUAUGUGCCGCACAGGGUUUAUGCGAUUGUCUAUCGGAAUGGGCACUUGUUUCGUUAAGUGCAAGAUGGAGUUAUGAAAUUAGGAAAGUGGCAUUCGAUAAGAUGAUCAAACAGGAUAAAUCAUUUUAUGACGAAUCGAUCAAUUCAUCUUCACGCCUAGUCCAAAUCUUAAUCAAAGAUGCAGACGACGCUAGGACACUAAUGUCCCAAGUGAUAGGCAAAAGUGUAACGGUGAUCACGAUGAUUGGACUAGGUCUGGUAUGGGCUAUGAUAGUUGGAUGGCAAUUGACGUUGAUUGGAUUAGCACUGGGACCUCUGUUUGGAGGAUUUCUGGCAUUCAAUAGUUGGAUACUGGGUAGAGUGGAAAUUUCCCAUAAGGCUGGGAGAGAGGCUGUUGCAAGGACUUUUUACGAGAGUAUCGCGAACAUCCGAGGCAUCCGAGCUAUGGCUCUUGAUUCGGCUUUCCAAGCUAAAUUCCAACAAGAUGCCAUCAGAGCUAAGCAAUUGGGUGAUAAGACGGCUUGGACGCUGGCUAUGGGUGGAGCUGUUGCAAGUGCUUUACCAUUGUUUGCUCAAGCUCUCAUGAACUACGCCGGAUCAGAAUUCAUGAUGAAGAAUAUAAUGAACUAUGAACAAAUGUUACAGGUCUAUAAUUUGGUCUUGUUCAGUCUGACUUUCGGUUCUGGUAUGCUUGAUUUCAUCCCGACAAUGGCGAAAGCUCGAAUAGCAGCUAGAGAUUUCAAUCGACUGUAUCUUCUACCUACUUCAUCGACUGACGAGUCCAAGGGAGAUCUCAGAUUCCCAAUUAAAGGAUCAAUCAAAUUUGACCACGUUAAAUUUUCAUAUCCUACACGACCCGACGUACCGAUCUUAGAAGAUAUAUCGUUCACACUCAAGCCUGGUGAAUGCGUUGCGAUAGUUGGUCCAAGUGGAAGUGGAAAAUCGACAAUCUCAUCACUCAUUCAACGGCUAUAUCUUCCUACAGGUGGUAAGAUAAUCUUAGAAGAUAAAUACGAUUUACAAUCUAGUGAUAUCAAAUUCUUGAGAAAUAAUAUAUCGGUAGUCUCUCAAUCUACCAAUUUAUUCGAUCAAACAAUCGCCGAGAAUAUCUCAUACGGUCAUAACUCCACUACCAAAGGAGGGGAGUUGCCGAUAGGGGAGAUACAGAGAUCGGCUAAAUUAGCUAAUAUACAUGAAUUCAUCAUGUCCCUUCCGGAAGGGUAUGAUACAAACCUGGGUGAAAAUGCAGGAUUGAUAUCAGGAGGUCAAGCUCAAAGAUUACAAAUUGCCAGAGCAUUAUUCAAGAAUUCGAAUAUAUUGAUUCUGGAUGAAUGUACGAGUGCACUGGAUGUGGAUAAUGCUAGGAUGGUUUUGGAUACGAUUGUAAGGAUAAAAGAUUCCCGGACAACCAUCUUCAUCACUCAUUCUACUGAAGCCAUGCGACGAUGCGAUAGGAUCAUAUGUCUUGGUGAAGGACGGGUGGUAGAAGAUGGGACGUAUAAUGAGUUGUUAAGUAAAGGUGGAUUCUUUGCUCAAUUAAUGUCAACUGGUGAAUGGGAAUAG